AUGCCCGCGCAGAGCCUGUUGAAAGCGGUGGGCGCUCUCCUCGUUGCCUACCUUCUCUUUGUGUACACCAACCGUGACGGCAUCGAGCCGCCGCGCCGCGCGAAGGGCUACUACUAUGUGACCAAUGAGACACAGCAGCUGCUGGACGAGGCACGAAAAGAGGCGGCGCGCGUGAUGGCGGCGCAGCGGACGGGCGGGCAGGCGGCCGCCGGCGCGCUCCUGCGGUACGGCGUGGCCCUGAAGGACGGCGACGAGGGUCUUGCGUCCACCAUCGAGUAUGUGCAUCAGUACCAGCACCUGGCUGCUGCGAGCCAGCUGCAGGGCGACGCGCAUGCGGCACCGGCGCAGCCCGAGGCCACGGAGCACCCGCCAGUGCGCGUGCACGUCUUCCUGGCCGCGGACAACGGCACCUAUUCGGGCAUGCACGAGCUGUUCUACAUCACGGCGGCCAUGCGCUACAGCACCCGCCUGCACAUCGAGGGGUGCCGUUCCGCCCUUUUCGGAUUUCUGGAGAAACCUGUACGCGACCCACUGACGCAUGGCGUGCGCGACCAGCAGCGCACGGCGAAUGAGAGCGUAGCGCGUGAAGUGCACAUGGUGCCGGUGCUGGCCGUCACCACCGGCAUCUACGUGACGAGAUCCGCCACGUGCACGGCCGCCGUGAUGGAGCUGCCCAUGUUCAGCAUACAGAGCGUGACACUGAUCGGCACGGCGGGCGUGUCGCCGGUGGUGGGCGGCGGCGGCUGGAACCCGCACGUGCCGCCGGCAGAGCUCGCGGGCGAGUCUGUCGAAGCGACCGAGGCGGUCGCCAACCCCGCGUGCCAGCGUCACUGGGCGCCGGAGUCGGAGAAGGUGGCUAUCGGCUCCGUGUGUGUCACGUACGCGUCGCUGGUGCAGGAGUGCGGGUUUUGCGUCGAGGACAACGACCUCCCUUCGCUUUGCUCGCGGCCACGCUGCCGGAUGCAGAACGCCACCGCCUUCUUCGGACCCUGCGCCUUCCGUCACCCCGUGUCGUCCUUCGCGGAGCAGAUGAAGAGCGCCAUGCGUGGCAAGCCCUUCCCCAGCCCCUCGGCUACGGUGCGCGAGGCAAUGCAGGUGUUCUGGGAAGCCAACGAGGCGGCCACCGACUACGUCGCGGUCGCCGAGGACACAAAGACGCACCAGGGCAAACAUGCGCACGCGAGCCCCCCCCGCAGCGACUCGCCAACGACCGCCUCGGAGGUAGUGCUGUCGUACAACCGCCUGGCGCCCACCACACCCAUCCUGCUGAACUGCGCAGAGGUGACGACAAGCCAGAUUCUCGCCGGGCCGCGCUCUGACGUUCUGUGCCGGCAGUACACCGAGGAAGUGUUCCAGGGUUUGUACGCUGCCAAGGACCUGUCGUGCGUGCAAGCGAUGGAGGGGAUGGGGGUGCUGCACGUGCUCACGAGCGAGUACCCCACCAUGCCGGUCGCCAUCGUGCGCGGCAGCUCCAACUACGACAUGUUCCCCCUCUCGCGUCAUGUCUACCGCCUCAACAGCACGGACACCCGCAGGCGGCGGGAGGAGGGCGACUGGUACGUUGCCUGGGACCAGAAGGAGCACUACGUCAGCGAGGACGAGUUCCACCGCUACACGAAGGCGUCGUACCGGUACUCCAUUGAGACGGCGAGCGCGGUAGUGCUCAACUACUUCCUCAGCGCGGAGACCGUGCUGCCUGGCAUGUGA
Leishmania major strain Friedlin is the source of this 1707-nucleotide messenger RNA. RefSeq lists its product as hypothetical. NCBI's taxonomy places the organism in Eukaryota, Euglenozoa, Kinetoplastea, Trypanosomatida, Trypanosomatidae. The coding region runs from base 1 to 1707 and encodes 568 amino acids. The record is from RefSeq and is a predicted model, not a curated record. The transcript has a single exon.